Hemibagrus wyckioides is the source of this 1623-nucleotide messenger RNA. It is a transcript of the gene upk1a, whose product is annotated as uroplakin 1a. The coding region runs from base 98 to 853 and encodes 251 amino acids. The record is from RefSeq and is a predicted model, not a curated record. Gene Ontology annotation, cellular component: membrane. NCBI's taxonomy places the organism in Eukaryota, Metazoa, Chordata, Actinopteri, Siluriformes, Bagridae. The transcript is spliced from 7 exons.
AUCCCAGGCUUUAAGUUUUCUUCAGCUGUAAGCUGCGCCACACUUCAUUUGGUUUUAUUUGUGCCACCGUGAGAAGACCUACGGAGACACUACAGCCAUGGCAGGUGGAUGCAUCCUGGCUUUGAUGGUCAUUGUGGUUAUAUUGAACCUCUUUGCAGCGUUGACAGGACUGGCGUUAAUGGCAUUAGCCAUUUGGGUGGUCGUAGAUCCGUAUAAAAUGUACCCAAUAUGUGCUGCAUCGGGGAAGACUGAUAUCUUCGCAGCAGCCUGGAUCGCCAUCUUCACCGGUUUUGCCUACUUCUGCACUGCCAUUUUUGGCAUCUUCGCCGCUGUGAAAAGGAGACGGUCGCUCAUGCUGACGUACCUGAUCCUCAUGUUCAUCAUCUUCGUUUUCGAAUCUGCCUCCUGCAUCACGGCGGUCACCAACAGAGACUAUCUGCUUGGAAACAGCAACCAGGUGAAGUAUCAGAUGUUGAAGUACUACACAGACAACAGUGUCCAAGGACAGCAGAUCACUAGUACCUGGGACAAAGUAAUGGGAGAUGCUCAAUGCUGCGGGACAGACAGCCCACUGGACUGGGUGGAGUAUAAUUCCACCUUCAUGCAGACGUCCGGCAACACAUACCUCUGGCCCAUCAAUUGCUGCCGUAGUAAUGUUGGCACUGGUGUGGUCGAUCUAAAUGCCUGCAAGCUUGGGCUGAGCAGUGCAAUGUUCAACACGGGUUGUUUCAGCUACAUCCAGUCUACAUUGAAUCGUUAUACCUGGGCCAUUAGCUGGUAUGGCUUUUCCGUACAAAUGUUCAUGUUUUUCGUCCUCCUGUUUGGCAUUGUGUACGUCAUACUCCUGGAAUAAACUGAAUUUUCAUCCAAAAAUGCUAAUGUGGCUUAUGAAUAAAAUCUAAUACGUACCUGUUUAGAUUUUGUUCAUCUAUAGCAUUCUCGCCUUUGGAACAGUGCCACUUGUGAACUUGCCAUUUCUGCCAAGAUCUUCCUUCAAGGCAAACGUUGAUACCGGACCCUGAUUGCACAACACUUUUCACACAGUUUUCCAUUUCAUGACUGCUUGUAACAUGUUUGGUCUUUGAAUGGCACGAGUGGCUUUGUUCCUUUUGAACUUUCGUGGGUUUUCAUUAUAGAUUUCAUUCCAUUCUUUAAAAACAACAGUCCUUUUCAUGGGUUUUUUUUCCUCUUAUGGCAAUUGUACAUUUACAGUAAUAUAUAUAUAUUUAUACUAUGUUUUAAAUCAGUUAAAUGUAUACAUAUGUGGACUGUUAUAAUUGUGUUAAUAAACCUGUUUUCCUUUAUUUAUUCUAUAUUUGUAUGCUGGCCCUAUGUAACAGGACUUUCACCAUGGUGACAGUUACACCCAGUAAACUACAACACAAACAAGAUACCUGAUUCCACAUAGGAGUCGAAUUCUGAAGGCAUCUAAUCUUAGUCAUGUCUGUGUGUAUCUGGGAGUGGAUCCUGUGACAAAGAGGCUGACUAGUUUUACAGGAUAUUCCUCUUGGAGAUAGAGAGAGAGAGAAAUUCCACUCUCAUGUUAUAGCUGAAAACAAAACAAUACAACCUAUUCUUACAGCAUAAAUAAUAACAACAAAUAAAUGAAUUAUGUAUACUGUA